Molecule: messenger RNA, 669 nt
Organism: Melanotaenia boesemani (Boeseman's rainbowfish)
Lineage: Eukaryota; Metazoa; Chordata; Actinopteri; Atheriniformes; Melanotaeniidae
Product: parvalbumin beta-like
Exons: 5
Coding region: 185-511 (108 amino acids)
Cellular component (GO): nucleus; cytoplasm
Molecular function (GO): calcium ion binding
Source: RefSeq, a predicted model, not a curated record
UCCGUGGCGUGGAGGAAACCUCCCUGGGUUUCAAGGCAGAUACGUCAGGUUGCUUCUUGCACUCUGGAUCACGAAUCUGCAAGAGAGUGUCGCUGGCUUAGGCACAAAGUGAACGAGACAGAGAUCUGCACGUUAUCUGCUCAGAGUCCAAACCUCACCUAGAGCACAGCAGCCUCAGAGGACCAUGGCACUUGCUGGGAUGUUGAGCAACGAGGACAUCAAGGCUGCAGUCCAAGCUUGUCAAGCUCCAGGCACAUUUGACUUCAAGUCUUUCUUUGCACGAGUGGGAUUGAACGGCUCCUCUGAGGCUGACAGGAAAAAAGUGUUUACAGUUCUGGACCAAGAUAAGAGUGGAUACAUUGAGGAGGAGGAGCUCAAACUGUUCCUUCAGAAUUUCUCUCCAGGGGCCAGGGAGCUGACUGUGGCUGAGACCAAGGCUUUGAUGGCUGCAGGAGAUAAAGAUAGUGACGGCAAGAUUGGGAUGGAAGAGUUCUAUGAUCUCCUGAAGUAGAGACAUUAAACACAUAAUGUCACCACCGUUUUCCCCUUUUUGGAACCAUGGAUUUCUUCUGGGGAUCCUGAUUUUCCUAAGUGGUUCAUUAAAAAAAAAAAAACCCAAACCUCUGCUAUUCUGUACCUGCCUGCUACUUUCCCUGUUGAUGUGAUACC